Messenger RNA from Podarcis lilfordi (Lilford's wall lizard), 25877 nucleotides. Lineage: Eukaryota; Metazoa; Chordata; Lepidosauria; Squamata; Lacertidae. The record is from the annotation of a GenBank genome assembly.
AUGAGCAGCGCCGUCAGUUUCGCAGGCAGCAAGCCCGCGUUGCGCCCACCGUUUCGCUGUGCCGGGAACUCGCCCCGGCGAAACAGCGCCGCCCAAUCGCAGCCACUGCACUGGAGCAGAAUCCGGGCGCUCACACUGCGUCGUGGCUCCGUGGGGCUUCCGCUCUACUUCGCCUCUUCUUCCGCCCUUGCUCCCCCCGCGUUUUGCCUCGAAAUGGAACAGCCCUUCUCGCCGCCUGCCGCGUCAGGUAACCCGGAACAUCUGCGCGUUCCCUUCCGGGUCGGCUCCGGAGGCGUUCUCGGCCUUCACAGCGGUCCUGCUUUGCGACGCGGCGUCUGUCUCCCCCUGCCCCGCGCUCCGCUUUGCGUUCCUUUGCGGGAAAAGGGGGUGUAAAAAAGCAGCCGGUGCGCGUGCGCAUUCCUCUCCUGUUCCGGUCUACAUAGCCUUGUGGGGUCCCCUCCUGGCAGGUGAGCGGAGGGGGGGAGGGAAGGAUCCUUUGGGGCCUCCAGGUCAGACCAGGGAGCCUGGCUGGGCGAGCGGAGGUGGCGCCCAUUUCCGGGAUGGUGGCCUUUGAGAGGCAUCCGCUGCCCGGAACCGACGACCCGGUGACGGGCGAGAAAGGCGGCUGCGCUGGGCUGCUCGCUGGAGAAUUCCGCGCUUCCUUCUCUAUUUUGAGAUGCGUUCCGCUUUUCCCAGUCCGGUGGGUGGCCUGUGUCAAGGAUGGGGAGCCGGCGGCCUUCCAGUUGUUACUGGGCUCCCAGUGGCCCCGUGGUGUGGGAAAGCUGGGAGCUGAAGUCCAAAAAUAUUUGGAGCGCCCCUCCCCCCCAUCCCAGGCAUAAGUACCGGUACUAGAAUUCAAAAAUGAGUGGCCCGUUUCUGCCUGGUGCAACAGUCUUGCAUUGCACCUGAUGACAUUCUCGCCAAAGACUUAUUUUCUGUAUUUAUUUUGCUUUAUUGGUGUGUACAGUGGUACCUCGGGUUACAUACGCUUCAGGUUACAUAUGCUUUAGGUUACAUACACUUCAGGUUACACACUCCGCUAACCCAGAAAUAGUACCUCGGGUUAAGAACUUUGCUUCAGGGUAAGAACAGAAAUCAGGCUCUGGUGGUGCGGCGGCAGCAGGAGGCCCUAUUAGCUAAAGUGGUGCUUCAGGUUAAGAACAGUUUCAGGUUAAGAACGGACCUCCGGAACAAAUUAAGUACUUAACCCGAGGUACCACUGUACUUGAUUUGCUGCUCCUUAGGCCACUACCACACUAUGAGGGAAAAGGUAACAUCGGAAGGACUGAUACCACUGUUUGCUGACUAGUCGGGCAUAAAGUAUGUAUUUUGUUUGCUUGGAGGACUUUUACAAAUCUCAUCCUUCAGUGCUGCUACCCCCAGAUAUGUUGAAACAAUAAAAUAGCAAAAUAGUGGUUAAGAAACCUCAACAACUCAGCACAGUAGGGUGAAAUCCAAUUCAGGCAAUCUUUUUUAUUAUUAUUUUAAAGAAAGGUGAAGAAAAAUGUCUGCCCGGCACUGGAAAAGAUAAAAGUGUAAGUGCCAGACCAGAGGGAUAGCAUUGCAUCAGUGACAUGCCAUAACUGAUGACCACUCCAUGAAUGGGGUGCCGUAACAGAAAAUGCUGCCUCUGUCCGCCACCCCUUCUGACCUCUGGAGGCAGGUGCUAUUGGGCUUGAGUAAGUGGGUCGGUUCAUGUGGAAGUAUACCCCAUCAGAUACCCAUGCCCCAAUUCAUAUAGACUGUUAAGGUGUUCCAGCCUGUUAAUGGAGUCUUGGAUAUAGGGUUAGGCUGAGGUCCAACCCAGUUGAAGCUCAGUAUCAAUAAAGGAACAAACAAUGUUUCCAAACUGUACAAAACUGACUCCUGUACCAACAGAACUGAUCCUCAUAGCUGUCCUAGACUGAGUUUGUCAUGUGUGAAGCCCUUAAAAAAUUCAGCAUUGCUUGCUUUAUUCCAGUAACUGCAGCCUGAUGUGGGGAAAAUUAUUUCAUAUUUAUUAGCACCUACUAAAUGAAUAAAUUAUAGCUUAACAAAUAUCCUAUAUUUCUACGUAUUAGCAUAACAUUUCUAUGCAAUUGGUAUUUUCCUAGAUGCAGAUAAAACAUGACUUGGAGGUCCAGGCUUGCUCUCAGAUAGCAUGGCAGAAUCAAUUUGUUUUCAAAUCCAAUUUAAUUGUGGGGCAGGGGUGGUCAAUUGUGGAACAGGAGACUUUCUUGGAAGAAUAUUUUUAUUGCUUAACUGGUUCUCCAAUCCUGUUAGGAAAUAUGACAUGCCUUCUACUUGUUGAUAUGUGGUGAAAACAUUACGGGUGUGCAGUUGUCUGUAAAGUGUUUUAAUAAUUCGUGGAAGAAGACUGACCUGGUCACAUACAAGGUGAAACUGGACCUGCCCUGCUCACUGUCUUUUAGACACCCACUAUCUUGACAACUCCUGCCAACCUAGCAGUUCAAAAGCACGUCAAAGUGCAAGUAGAUAAAUAGGUAAUGCUCCGGAGGGAAGGUAAACGGCGUUUCUGUGCGCUGCUCUGGUUCUCCAGAAGCGGCUUAGUCAUGCUGGCCACAUGACCCGGAAGCUGUACGCUGGCUCCCUUGGCCAAUAAAGCGAGAUGAGCGCCGCAACCCCAGAGUUGGUCACGACUGGACCUAAUGGUCAGGGGUCCCUUUACCUUUAUCUUGACAACUGUCAUUCUAUCACCAUGGAAAUGAUGUCGCACAAAAAUAUAUACAGAUUAUUACUGUUGCCCACAUCUCCUGCAAAAGAUAUACCCUGUUUAACUGCGCCUCUCUCUCUCUCUCUCUCUCUCUGUAACUUAAAUGUUCCCUAAUAAUAAUUUUUUUCUGUAUGUCACCCAGAGAAUGACAUGGUCCAGGUUGCACGUACAAAGUCAAAAACAAUGUAUUCAGCAUUUUGUGUCAUUUGCAAAAGUUUGCCUUCAAUUUGAAUCUUGUUUCUUGUUAGGGAGCCAAUUCCAGAUGCCCUGCAAUGGAUGAUGACAGUCAGGACGAGCUCAUUAACAAGAAUGCUGCAGUAGGCAAAGUCAAAAGAACGACUGCACUGCUCUUCAGCGACGCAGGUAACUGAAACUAGUCGGAGCCUUAUUCUUAAAAUUGCUGGAGCUUCUGAACCUUAAGGCAUUUACAAGAGAAAACUGGUCUGUGGUUUUGUGUUUGGAGAUAUUCUUCAUGGGUUCACAACUGUACAUCUCUAGUCGUAGGCAUAAUUUAUUUCCUAGUCACUUCAAACUUGGAUGUGAGUGAGGUUUGCAGUUUUACUCUAUAAAUGUUAAGAUAUUUCUACAGAAAGCAACUUGGUGGUCUUUUUUAGAAACCAUCUGCCUUCCCUAACCUGAGGCCCUCCAAAUGUUUUGGACUACAGCUCCCAUCAGCCUCAGUCAGCAUGGCCAUUGGCCAAAGAGAGUGGGAGUUGUACUCCAGCAACAAGGUGCCAACCUGGGGAAGGCUGUUUACAUCAUUCCAGAUUUUCUUAUGUUUAGCAAUCUGAAGCUUCAUAUACAUGGCUCCUUAUUUAGCUAACACUGAUGGCUAGAAUUCCCUACACAGCCAAAUGCUAUUUCAAGCAUUAGCCGUUAAAACUCUCAUGCACGUUAGUGUGUGGUGCAAUACAACUAUUGGGGUUUUUUUUAGCAGAGGAAGUAAGGGAACAACAGCUAUCUUUUUUUCCUUAGAAAACCAAAUACCCUGAUAAGAUUAACUAUGUGAAUUUGUUAAUGUUACACACUUUGUUUGGCCUUUUAUUUUGUUUCAGCUAUUCAUGGUGGAGGGAUGAUAAACAAUAUGCAGCCAAUGGCGCUUCAGUCCCUGUUUGCUUGAAGUCCUGCUCACACCCUUACUUUUUGUUUUUGAGAUUUCGCAGCUCACUGAACACACAUUUUCAGCCAUGAGAACUAGAAAUCUAUUCUUUUCUGGUUGGAAAAUAAAAAUAGAGGUAGACUCUCAGAAUAAUUUUGUUUCUGAUACCAAUGCCAUGUUUUUGUAUAGAUUUACUGAUUAUACAGUUUUGUGUGUGCAUAUGUAAUAUGCAAACAGAAACUAAAUACCAAUGGUCUUGGAUAGCUCCUAAUACAAACUCCUAUAAGGGAGACUGGCCACUACUACUGCCUAUUAUUUUCUUCAUGAGUCCCUCCCUGGUGGUGGAGACGUAGUUACUUGAUGUUGGCAAGAGAUAAACACUUCCGAUAUAUGGAAUGGUACGCACAACCACAAUGGUACGAUAUAUGGAAUGGUACACACAAUACCACCAGUACUUACAUGUUAAUGGGUGGUUGGAUUUUUUUGUAAAGACUUUGCUUUUUCUUUGCCUUACAUGAUAGUUGGCCCUGAGCACUCAUGUUCUUUCCUUUUCUGCCCCUCUUAUGUUCCUCUUGUUCAAAAGAAAGCAGCGAUGGAAAUAGUGGGGACUCUGAUGACACGGGCAGUGAGGAGGAAGGUGAUACUGAUGAAGAUGGAGGUGAAGAGGAUGAAGAAGGUGAAGAUGAAGAUCUAGAAGGUGAUGAUAAAAAAACAGCUCAAUGUUAUGAUCAUUACUAUUUUAUGGAAUCAAGUUGUCUCCAGCAGCUAUUUAACUGGACAUAGCGUGUUGGGCCAUGGUUCACACAUGAGAUGAGAUAGAAUGUAAACUGUCAUUAGCAUAUUUAUCUCUCCAUUCUUCCAAAGAUCUCAAGCAGCAUUAAUGCUCUAUGUGAGUGGAAUGGUUAUAACAACCUAGACUGAAAUCAUCCGCUUUGUGGGUGAGCAGGAAUUUGAAUACCCUGGUCUUCAAUCUCAACAUUUUGAUCCAGGUGCAGGGAACCCUUUUCAGCCAGAAGGCCACAUUACCUAGUGGGCAGCUUUCUCCCGGGGUUAGCAUACCAGUGGCGUGUGUUCCAUAAGUGGUUGUGUGCCAUUCUUUUAUCCAAGCAAGCAGUAUUGUCACAAUUCAAGGACAGGUAAAAUCACUAGAGGAGAGCGCAGAGCUGGACCAGUGAGAGAUGUGGCCUGCAGAAUGCGUAUUGGCUGGGCUGGGCAGAGUCCCAAAAGUCUGAUAGAGAAACCUAGAGGACCUGUGGUUCCCUAUACCUGCUUUAACCACUGUAUUGCACUCCCUCUUGCUGUGCAAUACCCUGAUAAACACUGUGACUUUAUUUGGGUUUUUCUUUUUCCUAUCAAGCAAGCCAUACAUAUGAUGACUGCUAGUUAACUGAAAUUUUAAUAUAGCAUUGGGCUACUGUGCGCCCACUGGUGUUGAAUCAUGGAAAUAGAUGGGAUAGCUGUAGAGUGCUGGUUCUGAAUAAUGCAGCGUUAUGAAGCUUUAGCACUGAAAGUGGGUAUUCAUGGUCUCCCAGGAAUCUAUUUGACUGUUGUUUCUCUUCAGGAUCAUAGGGCACUUCAAUCCAAAAUGCAUUAUGUGGAAAUAAAUACUAAGGAAUUCUUUCAUUGUUUUGUAAGACUCAGAGGAGGAGGAGGAGGAAGAAGAGGAGGAGGAGGAGGAAAUGGAAAUGGCUGCUACGCAAUCAACACAUUUGGUUAAAGCAAAGCCGCAACUUAAUGGAGGCUUUCUUUCUUCCUCUGAUGAAGAUGCUGAAAACUGCCCAAUAUGCCUCAACACAUUCAGGGACCAGGCUGUUGGAACUCCUGAAAACUGUACCCAUUACUUCUGCUUGGAUUGUAUAGUCGAGUGGUCUAAAGUAAGAACUCUUUAGAUAAAUUUGUUGCAUAAUUUAUCUUACUCAGUUUGUUUACAUUUUUUUUUGCAAAGGCAAUAAGCAGUAUAAUUUGAUGUGACCUGAUAAAAAUAAUACCAUACCUGAGGCAAUUUUCAGAUAAUCCUGUGCAAAAUGCUUUGUGAUUUUUGUAGAGAUUCAUUGUAUGGGAUCAAGUUAUAAUGCAGAUUUACAGUCACUGGCUAAGAAGAACUAGACCAGUAGAAUCUACCAUUAUGCAUUUUACUUAUUAUCCUGAACUACUAAAGCCCAACCUUCAUUUAGUUUUUGCAGUAAUAAUGUGAACCCAGUAGACCUUAAAAAGUGCAUGCGUUCAUUACCUUGUUCUCUUUUUCUAUAAUACCAAUAAUAUUAGUUGCUCUCAGUCUUGUUAUUUGGGUGAUAUAAAAACCAAAAUUGCUACUCUGGCAUAAUCUGGCAGAUUUUGGCUUACCUUAGCUAAAAAUUGUGCUUGCUGCGGUCCCCUUACCUUAGUAUUGUUUUUAAUGGUUUUAUGUAUGGACUGUUUUAAUUACUUUUAUUUUUCAUUUUUAGCUGUUUUCAUUGUUUUAUAAUUGCAUAUUUUAUUGUUGUACCCUUUCUGGUACUUUAUGGUAAAUGGCGGGUAAGAAAUCAAAUAAAUAACACAUCCCCUCCUUCUCUUUGCAGAAUGCCAACUCUUGUCCAGUAGAUCGCAAACUUUUUAAGUCUAUCUGCGUUCGAGUGCGCCUGGGUGGAGAAAUCUUGAAGAAAGUAGGUUUUCCAUUGACUUAAGAAAAGUUAAAAGUCAGAAUCCAUGUUUCAUGCAGUUUUUGUAAAACUUUUUGUGUCCGCUUUCUCCUUCAACUCGUAAUUCAUAGCAAUUUUUCCCUUCCUGGAUACCAUCCUAAAGCUUUGAAGCCUUUCCUUAAUGGCACUGUUGAUGGGAAUUGCUCACUUGAAUGAAUGGUUGUGGUUUUGGAAUAUGCAAUUUUUCCAACACUGAUUUUCAGAAGUAAUGUUUUUUGGGUAGGCUACAGCUGUCACUUAGAGAUCUGGCUUAUAUGUGCAUGUGUAGAAGGGCCUUUCUAUACACAGCCCAAUCCGUGUGUGCUCUCUUUAUGGUGGCUUUCUGUGGGAUGGGUCUUCUAGUCCUUGCCUAAGAACAUUGUGGCUUGUAUUGCAGGUGAAAUACCAGUGAAGCAUGCUUUUAUGUAGAGAGCAUAGAGGAACAGGAAUGUUGUGCCCCAUUGCACAAAAGCGGAUAAUGAAGUUGACUGGUGCUUGGCCAGGUGCAAACACUAUUGAGUUUGCAAUAGUGGCUAUGCUUAGUGUAGCUAUUAACAUGAUAGUGUAAAACUUCCUAAAAAUGUGCUACUUUGCUCAGAUUCCUGUUGAGAAUGCAAAAUCUGAGGAGGAUAAUCUGGAGGAGGACCCUACCUUUUGUGAAGUGUGUGGCCGAAGCGACCGAGAAGAUCGCCUGUUGCUGUGCGAUGGCUGUGAUCAUGGGUAAGGAGUUCUGCCUUUAAAAACCCUCCUUGGGUAUGCUACUUUUGCCUCAUGCUUUCACGCUAUAUUAGGCCUGUAGAUGCUUCUUUCUCUUUUAUGCUGCCUGUAUUUUAUGUUAUUAAUUUUCUAUACCACUCUUCAUCUGAAGAUCACAGGGCAGUUCACAAUAUAAAAAGACAAAAAUAUAUAGCAUAAUUUCUUCUUCUCACCACCCCCUCUACCCUGCUAGGUUGACAUGUUUGAUGAGUAUGCUGCCUUUUUUCUUCUUGCAAGGGGGAAUGCUAGCAAAUCAUUGUUGCUAGAAGAUCUUCAUUUUUCUUAGGCAGAACUUGAAAAUGUAGGGUUUUUCCCCCUUCAGCACUGAGAUAAGGUAGCUUAUACCAUAAAAACAGAGUGUGGAAUAAUAAAUUAUAAAACAAUUUAAGGUGUGAAAACAGCCACCAGAUAUUUACGUGCUAUAAAAGAAAAAUGAAAUUUUGUUAUUGUAGGCUCAAAAGAAAACCUGCUUUGUUUUCUCUAGGGAUUUUUUUUAUUUAGGUGCCCAUUACUUAAAGCUAAGUGGGAGGUGGUCCUUAAUGUGCCUAGAUGAAGGAACCGCUCAAAGCCUAUAAGAAGAGGAUAGAAGAAGGUCAAUGAAUACAACAUAGGGCACAAGUUGGCCUUGUUUGGGAGAUACCUCCAUAGGAGCAAUCAUAAUGUAUGCCCUAUGCUGUGCUAUUCUAGAACCAUGAGGUACUUGGAGCCAUGCUAUGAUUGAAGAUUUGUAUAAGCAGCCAGGCUUGUGAGAUGAGGAGGUUUCAAAGAGUUGCAGAACUUCCUUUGCACUCAAAAGAAUUAUGUAUGUCUCUACAAGUGCCUGCGCUACUGUUGUUAGGAAGCUCCUGCAUGUAUCAUCUUAGUGAAAAAAAAGAUGUUUGUCUGGCCAGUUACAUAUUACAUGCUUUGCACCCUCUUGCUCUGUAAGAACAUGUUACACUUUCUUUCUUUUUAAAAGAUACCACAUGGAAUGCCUUAAUCCUCCGUUGAGUGAAAUACCUGUCGAUGAAUGGUUCUGCCCACCAUGUGCACCAGCAAACGCUGUAUCUGUUGAUGCUGGCAAGUAUUUUCUUUAGUAGCUUAGCUUUGCAUUGUAGAGAGCUGUUCUUCAAGAAAACAGGACUUUCCCACAGCUUAUGCAACAUGACUUUUAUUGAGAUAGGAUUUCCCCAUAUAAACCAAUCAAUAUUGCUAUAAUUGAAGGAAAACUCAUUCAGUGUUAAAAACUGGUAACAAAACAACGUUUUUAUCUCACUACUUCUUCAGCUAAUGUUGAUGUCCAUUGUACAAGCCUGCUACACCUAGAGUCAGCCACACCAUUGCAUUGGCAUCAGUGAACAGUAAAUUGCUCCAUAACCAUCUCUUUAUCUAAACUGGUGUUUGGAUCUGGUAGUUGCCUUGGAAGGGAAAACAUUGCACUGUCCAUGGGGAAUUCUAAAGCAAAGGGAUUUAAGGAGCUUUCUUUUUUUCCAGAACCCUUGCCAGUUUUGUUCUGGAGGCUUAGCAGAAUGCCUGGAUUUAGGUCUCUAGAAAGGUGUUCAGGUGCUGGUUGAAACACAGCUGACAACUGAUCUUGUUUUAAGAAACAGAUCAUGUGAGUGAAGAGGAAGUUGCUUCCCUCAUAGCUGAUGUCGUCCCUACCACCAGUCGACUACGUCCCAGUGUCCGAACUCGAGCUAUAGCCAGAACACGUCAGAGUGAGCGUGUGCGGGCAACAGUGAACAGGAAUCGCAUAACAACUGCACAGCGAAUUCAGGUACUGCACAUUCUGAGGGGAGGAUUUUGAGUGGAGAAAGCUCCUAAUUGUAGCAAAGAGACAGUUUGAUUUAGGAAGAAAUCUGGGCUUGGGGGGGGGGCGGGGGCGGCUUUUCUACUUCCUUAAUUUUGUAGUAAAUCAACAAUUGUGAUUUCCCAUCUUGAUUUUUAGCAUGUACCAAGAUACCUUAUGUCUUCCCUUCUUGAUGAAACCAUUGAUGCAGUCGCAGCAGGGCUGAGCACAGCCGUGUAUCAGAGACCACUGGCUCCUCGAACUACAACCAAGAAAAAACGAAGAGGAGGUAAUUUGCUAAGAAUGGUGGUGAUAGUUCUUAGUUAAUUUUUUAUGAGGCUUACACAGCUCUCUUUCCACCCUUUCAUCUUAAAAUAAUUCUGUGAGGUAGGUUAGGGUGAAGCUGUAUGAUAGGCACAGGAAUCACCAUGUGUGCUUCAUGGCUCACAGUGGAUUUGAACCGUUGUCUCCCUGCCCUCCCCCAGUAUGACAUCACUAACUGUUUCAAUACUCAAGCUGUCGGUGGAUUUCAUUUAUUUAUUGGUAAACUGUUUCUGUGCCUCCUUUUAGCCUCCACAGUGAAGCCUCCAUGGCAGCUAAACAAAAUAGACAAGCGUAAAACAACAAUCAAAAGGCCCAGAAUAUGAGCAGCACCAAUAAAACCAGCAGGCAGCUAAGAAAGGCAGAACACGCAGCAGAGCCUUCUCUGAAGAUUGAAGUGUAUGGCCUGGUUCAUGUGGGUGCAGCAGGCCCUAUGUAGCUGUCAAUAACUCUAGGGAAAAACAAAACCGCUACCAAGUGUGUGGGAUAUUAAUGAAUAUUCAGAUGGCAGCUGCACUUGAACCUGGUGGAUUGAUUCAGGUGUUUGUUUUGACAUAAAGUGCCUUACAGAUUUUCUUUUGGUGAGGUAACUAGCCACUUUAUGGACCCUCGGAUGAGCCAGGGUUGGAGGGUCUUGCACCAUACAUGCUCCAGGCAUUCAAGUGACCAGCCAUUAGUUUCAUAUGGUCUGUAACCUCUGGUGGCUUUACAGUGGCUUUGUUCACACAUAAGAGCAAACCAUAGUCUGAAAUAAACUAUGGUUUACUGUGAGUGAGCAGUGUGCUGAUGCAUGCUGCUUGGUUGUGCCUGCUUCCCUUCACCCCACAUAGAGAUAGGAAACAACCACAGAGUGGCUGACCUAGUUUUAUAUGUGAAACCAGUGCUUGUGGUUGGUGACCCUCUAAAUAUGCUGUAGGCCAAGAACAAACCUUGACUUCUGCUCGUGGUUUGGUCGGAGAGAAACCACAAGCACUGGUUCUUGUGUAACCUAAGCCAAGUGUGGUGGCUUGUUUUUCCCAGCUUGAGAAAAAAGGUGGUGCAAAGCAGGUGCAAAUUAGCAGAGGGCACAAUCAUGUUGCUUAUUCGCGAUAAAUACUAGUUUGUUUUAGACUAUGGCUUUCCAUGACACAUGAACCUGACCAGUGUCGGCAGGGUCAUCUGAAUUAAUCCCAGUUUGUUGAAGCCACAGGAAAUGAGAGGUCAACAGAGAGUGAACACCUCUGUAAUAAUCCUCAUUUAUUCUCUCUCUUUAAAUUUAGGCUGUGAUGUUUCUGACACGCGCUGCUUUUCCUUUUGAGAAUGCAUUGUAUUUAGCAUGCAGAUUACAGAAGUUGAUUCAGGUUAUAGGCUGUAUUUGCUGAUCUCCAGCUCCAAAAUCUUUCUAUAUUUUACCUAAUAUAGCCAGCAUGGUGUAGUGGUUAAGAGCAGUGGACUUGUAAUCUGGUGAACUGGGUUCGCGUCUCCACUCCUCCACAUGCAGCUGCUGGGUGACCUUGGGCCAGUCACACUUCUCCGAAGUCUCUCAGCCCCACUCACCUCACAGAGUGUUUGUUGUGGGGGAGGAAGGGAAAGGAGAAUGUUAGCUGCUUUGAGACUCCUUAGGGUAGUGAUAAAGCGGGAUAUCAAAUCCAAACUCUUCUUCUCUUCUUCUUCUAAUACAGGGAGGAGAAAGAAAUCAGCAGGUAAAAAACCUCAUACCAAGUCAUCUGCUGGAAAAAAGAGCGCUGGAACUUGGAUUAAGAGACGCAAACGCCGAGCAAGGCGGAGGAAGGGAAAAAAAAUAAAAGUAUGUUCCUGGAUUUUUCACCAAUGCAGAAGUUUUUCUAUUGUUUAUGCUUUUCUUGUAAUAGAGCAUUGUUACAAUUUUCUUGUAAUACAGCAUUAUUUAUUUAGGACUAAUUAUUACUUUAUUUCAUAUACUCAGACAGUCUCCAGGCCUACUGGCCAAGGUUUUCACUUACUUUCUAUGAUCCCCUUUAAGAGGGUUGCAGAGUAGAGAAUGCAACCCCUCAUAUUUCUGUGAUACAUAGUCAUGUUUUCUAUUUUCAUAGUGUUUGGUGGGAAUCCUGUUCUGAGCAUAAAGUUAACCUGCUCUCCUUCUACCCAGGUGAAAACUGAGCUGACUUCUCGUUCCCGGAUUGCAAAAACCCUUCGUCUUGGCAAGCCUGUACAUGGCAUUUCAAUCCCUUCCAUGUACAAACCAAUGGAACCCUCUCUUGGCCUUAUGAGAGCAGAUAUUGGAGCAGCCUCUCUCUCUGUGUUUGGAGAUCCUUUUGAACUGGAUCCUUAUAACAGGUAUGAAAUAUGACAAAUGAGAAGAAAACAAAGAACUGCAGUUCAGAAAUGCAUGGAGACUUUAUCUGUGAUAGGCAGGAAAGAAGAAAAAUGGGGCUAAAUCCAAAUUAGAUUAUAAAGCUUAUUCAGUUUGAAGCUAAUCUUUUAAGUGUGCCUACUCUAUAUGUUCCUUAACCUAUUUGCUUCCCUGCUAUUUCAGAAACUUCUAUAGUAUAUCAGAAGACAGAAUUUGAUCUUCUCAGUUUGAAUAUUUCAUUUAAGAAAAUAGGCAAAGCUCAGAUAAGAUGGAAGUUGGUUGUGAUCUUCAAAAUUUUCUCUCUCCUAGUAAUGAAGAGCUUCCUGUAAAUUCAGCCUCACCUGUGAGCAACAAAAGAAGAGGCCUUUCUCAAUCAGCACUAAGAUCCCAUCGUCCUGUCGCUCGACCAGUCGCUAUGGGGCUUCCCGGGUAAGGCCAGCCACAUGAUGCUCUAUGAUACAAAGCAGCAGCAAGAGAAGGGAGGUGCACAAAGUUCUCUUCUAGUUUGUGCUCUCUCCUGUUUUUCGCACUGCGUUGAAACCUCAAACCCUUUUUGCAGUCUUCAUGAAUUCAUGCUCAGUGCUACAGACUAUAGCAUAGUGUGUGUCGUAUGUGUAUAUGUGGAGAAUCAUAGGAUUGUAGAGUUGGAAGGGGUCCUAAGGGUCAUCUAGUCCAAACCCCUGCAAUGCAGGAAUCUCUGCUAAAGCAUCCAUGACAGAUAGAAAGACAGUUCAAAUCCUGGCUUAGCUGUAGUUGGCUUGAAGAAGCUACAAUCUUUUCCUUUCAGUUCUCAGUUUGCUGAAUAGGUCGCUAUUCCUAAAAUUACUAAGGUGAUGACUCUCAGUGAGCAAUUAUAAAUAGCAACCAUGUAACUCUAAAUAUUCUCUCUCUCUCUCUCUCUCUCUCUCUCUCUCUCUCACACACACACACACACACACACACACACUCUCACUCAAACACACUCAUAUACUCAUUCUCACUAGUUUGAUUCUCUCAUUCCACCAGACAGGUGGAAGGGAAGCAUUUGAUACAAAUGUCACUCAAGACUCUGGAAUUCCUAGGAAAGUUUGUGAAAGAUCCCUAAAAUUAGUUGAAAAUUCUCUAAUUAGGGGAGCGGGAGAUCUCUGCUGGCCACCAUGAAAUCCUAAGCAAGCAUAUUCCUGAGAUCAAAUUAUCAUCACAUAUGAGGGAGGAAGCUGAGAGUGGGAAAGGGACAAGCACCGUCUGCCCAAUAGUUUCUUCACACAUAGCACAUCCAUAUUCCUUCUUUAGACUGUUAGCUCACCCUGAUUUUUUUUGUAGUGGUGGAGAAGGAAAUAUUUGCUUGUGGGUGGAGUCUCUUGCUGUCAUUUAUUCAAGUGAGACAUCCCUGCUGCUUCCGUCACGAGAGAGGGCUAAAGAGAGAGGCUCUCCAUUGAGCUUGCCUCCUGUGCAAAGAAUACCUUACUGCAUGCUUAUCCCCAUUCCCUGCUUAUUCAGGCUUCAUUUUGGAAGCAUGCUAAAAAAAAAAAAACAACACCCAGCAAGCUUACCAAUGCAGUGUUCCACAUGUUCAACAAUGUGUUUCUAAAGCAGCCCUUAGGCUGCCAGGUUCAUGCAGUCCUGGGCUACUGAUCCUUGGCAUGCUAACAUUGCUUCCUACAGUGCUGAGUACCUGGGAACCCUGUUUGGGUCUGUUUUGUUCAAGGAUGCCCAAUGUCCAGUUCAGAUCAGGCGUCUGCCGGCUGGUAGAGCGUUUUGAGGCAGUUUCCCUUUAACUGGGGCAUGAGGUGGAAUGUUGGAGCUGGGAGGUUCUCUUGCAGUUGGGAGCGGAGAGCCCUAAACAAACUGGAGGGAAAGGGUGGGCGACUGGGAAAUUUGCCAAGCAAGGAGGAGUAAAUGUGUGAGUAAGCGGAAAAAGGGGAAGACAACAAACGGAAUAGGACAAAUAUUAGGGGAUUUUCAACAUGGGUAAUCUGGAGGGUUUUCUUUGGCAUUGGGUAGAGGUUAUCACAGCCCUGCUUUAUCACAUUGAAAAAGAUGUUUGAGGUUGUGGUUGUUGCUUUAAGAAUAUCAAAUUUACAUGGUGCAUUAGAAAGAAUGAGGGAACCAAUCCCUGCCCCAAAGGGCUUACAGUUUGUUGUGCUAGAAAAUGGUACAAGGGGGUUGAUGGAGGCAGGGGGUACAGAGGGGAAGAAUAUGCAAUUGGGCUCAGUUACAAUAGGGAAUGGAGACUUGAGGAAUGGGGUUUGGAAAAGGUGGAUUUUGAGGAGGGAUUUUGAGGAAGUGAGGGAGGCGGCAUCAUGGGAACUUGGUGCCUGGCUUUGUCCCUGAGGUUGAAGACUCAGACUACAACUAAACAUGAUAAGAAGCAGCUGUUUUGUUUUGUCUUGUGUUCACAUGUCUGUUUUGGUUCACGAUAUAAAUGAUGGGUAGGGGUCUGUUCACUGCAUCAGAAGGGGUGUAUGGAUGACAUAUUUCAUGAUUCACAAAUUCUAUGGGCUCUUUUGAGACAGUUAUGUAAAGCAGUUUCAUUUCUUUUCGCUUUUGUUAGUUUUGUUAUUAAUUCAUUACCACCAAGUUGCUUAGUGGUUCUCUCCCUGGCCCCAUUUUAUUAUCUCAGUGACCCUGUGAGGAAGGUUAGGCCGAGAGAUAGCUCAAGGUUUGCGUACUAAGUUUUCUCAGAGGAAAAAGAAUCAUUUUCCUUACUUCAGAUUUGAACAGGGUCAUUUGACUGGAUUCCUGCUCCUCUCCCCGAGAGACUACCAAAACUGAAGCUUCUGUCUUGUGGAUCCAUGCCUGUCAAAUUUUUUAAAAAUGCUUUAAGGUUUAGGGAGCUUUCUGCUUCCUUUUUAUUAGGAGCCAAAGCGUAAGCCGAAAUCACUGAGAUGUUCUUUCUAGAGCCAAAGAGGGCCAAAGCUCAUUGAGAAUUAGGGGAGAAUCUACAAAAGAGCAGGAAUGCAGCCAAAUGUUUGCUUCCAAAGAAGGCAAGUUCCAGGUGAGUUAUUACAGGUAAGGCAAAUUGGAGUUCCAAAAUGGGAAGUAGCUUGUUGCAGCAGUUUGGACUUUUCAGAGCACUUAGCUUAAGGGGUGUUUGUGUGUGUGUAUUCAGGAUAAGGCUCCUGGGGAACACCAAAAGCGUAUUUUAGAUGUAUGUCUGAUGCUAUGGCCAUUCCAGUUUGGACACUUAAUAUAUUAAUAUUUUUUAUUUAUUUCAGUACUGUGUAUCUAUCUUGCCUUUCUAAGAAGUGAUCAUGGUGGCAACACCACAACAGAAUUUGAAGCAAUAUAUUAAACAGUAUAGCUAUCAUCGAUUUUAAAAGUAAACAAUAAAAAACUCCAUUGAAAACAGUCAGAAUUUUUUUUUUAAAGUGGGCCUAAAAAAUCUUGCUGGACAAUAUGCCUCCACUACUCAUUGAAAAGCAGUAAUAGGCUGGGCAUAUUUCCUUUGGCAGGGCAUUGUAUAUUCUUGGCACUAUCCCAGAAAACCCCUCCCUGACAGAAGAGUUGAGGGCAGGGCUUCAGUAGAUGAUCUACUAGAAAAUUCAUAUGGGCAGCAGUGAUUCUUCAGGUACAAUGAUUUGAACUUGUUUAGAGCUUUCAAGGUCAAAAGCCAACAACUGAUAAGUGAGGGAUUGCCUUACUUCCCUAUAUACCUGUCUGUUGACUAAGGUGAUCUAUGGGCAGUGCUUUAUUUCUGGGGAGACUCAAGGAUACACAGUACUGGCACCUUAACCGCCCCCCAUAAAAAAAAUGUUAAAAAGUGCAGCACUUACUGUAACAACUUAGUCCCAGCACCAUUUUUUUCCUUAAAAAAAGAAAAAGCACUGUCUAUGGGUGCCCACAUAGUAGAACCUCAUGCAUCAGAACUUGGUUUCAUGUCAGCUUAGACUUAAAUCUUUCAAUGCAGUAGCAGCUGCCCUGUGCAGCAUGCUGCCCAUUGCAGUUGAAAUGCAUACAACUCCUUUUUAAAACCUUUAAAAAAACCUUUUUUUAAAAAAUCACAGGCUUUUCCAGAAGGCAGUCUUUUGUUGUUGUUUAGAACUGCUUUAUUUGUUCUUACCUAUUUAGUUUUUAUUUUAUAUUGUUAUUGUGGUGCGGGGAUCUUUAGUGGUUUAUAAAUAUCCUAAUGAAUUGAUAACCAGUGCAGAAAGUGUAAGGUGCAAGUGGUAUGCUCCAGUUGGCUUGCAUCAUCCAGCAUCCUAGCAACAGUAUUCUGGACAAACUGAAGUGUCUGAACUGUCUUCAAAAGCAGCCUCAUUAAAAAGCACAUUACAGUAAGCCAACCUGGAGGUGACCAGUUGUGAAUUCCUAUGCAACUUACGCAUAAGUAAGCCUCACUGAGUUCAGUAGGCCUUCCUCCCAGGUCAGUGUGCAUUCUAUUAUUAUUUUUUAAUAAUAUUUAUUAUUUUUCCAAAAACUUAAACACUAAAAAGAAAAAAAAAAUACAACACAUCAAAUUAACAAAACAAGACAAAGACAAUAAAAUAAAUCAAACAAUUUCAUUAUCCCAUCUUUCAUUCACUUAUUUCCACGACCUCCUCACACCUCCCUUUUUGUAUUCCACUUCUGUUAAUUAUUUCAGCAAUUCCUUUCCAUCUUCCUCUGUUUUCUAUCCUAUAAUUAUCUUAACUCAUUCUAACCUUAUUUUUUCCUUUAAUGCUCUAUUAACCUAUCUGUACUUAAUUCCUUAUAAUAUUUCUACUAAAGCCAUAUAACUUCAUUCCAACAUUUUCCUAACAUUCAUUAAUUUUACAAUAUUUCUGUAGAUAGUCUUUAAACUUUUUCCAAUCUUCUUCCACCGACUCUUCUCCCUGGUCUCGGAUUCUGCCAGUCAUUUCCGCCAGUUCCAUGUAGUCCAUCAACUUCAUCUGCCAUUCUUCCCGGGUGGGCAAAUCUUGUGUCUUCCAAUACUUCGCGAUGAGUAUUCUUGCUGCUGUUGUUGCAUACAUAAAAAAGGUUCUAUCCUUCUUUAACACCAAUUGGCCGACCAUGCCCAGGAGAAAGGCCUCUGGUUUCUUCAGGAAGGUAUAUUUAAAUACCUUUUUCAUUUCAUUAUAAAUCAUCUCCCAGAAUGUCUUAAUCCUUGGGCAUGUCCACCAAAGGUGAAAGAAUGGUCAGUGUGCAUUCUAAAGCAUGAACAAUUGCAGCCAGAUCUGGUUAUACCUGCUUGGCUUAUAGCAGUGGGCGUAUUUCCAUGUUAUGUAGGCAACACUUGGUAUAGUUACACUGCUUUGCCACAUUUUAAAUGCAUGAUAUAUAGUGACUCCAUAUAUUUUAGAUCAGUAUUUCUUAGCUCUCCACAUUCUUGACAAUUGCACAAUGCCCUUGAUUUUAAAACAAUGGGAGGGAAGUGUGAUGUAUAGAAUGCUUACUGUGAAAAGCAAGAGUGACUAGAAGUCCUUCUGCUUAUUCUGUAACAUUGGUGUUAUUUGAGAGUAAGUGUUUGUAGGAUUAGUAUGUGUGGAGUUGCAGGCAGAGUUAAUGGUUCUGCAAUAGGUGUGAAGCCUGUUAGCUCAGCUGCAAGCAGGUUGAGUGUAGAGGCAGCUAGCUUUUCUCUCAGAUGUGGCCUUGGCUAAGCAGAAGGAGUUAUGGAUCUAGGAAUCCACAAGAGGUACAUGUUUUGGAGCCAUUUCAAAACAUCAGUGGAGCAUCUUAUUUGUCUCACUUCUUUUUUUAUGGAAUGUCUGCAUUGUUUUCCUCCAGUCUUCUGGUUUGGAGUCCCAUUUUGUAAUUUUGGGGCACCUUCUAAUGAGAUGGUUGAGUUUAGUGAGCUUCUUGGGUGCAAAGACACUGAUACCUAAAAUACUGGGGGUUCUUUUGUAACUCCCGUGUUUUGCAGUAGGCAGGCGGAAAGCUCAGGCUCACAGUAUCAAAGCAGAGAUGUGAAUAAAACUCACCUUUUAUUUGGCAGAGGUCGGCUGAGUUGUUUCACUAAUGAAGUUUGUUCUAUACACUGAGUUUUUUUCCUGUAUUUCUUUGCUACUCGUAUCUCUUUAAAUAAAAAUGUGGGUGAGGUGGGGUGUUUUUAUUGUGUUCAUUUGGAUAAUUGAAAGCUGUUAUAAUUUGCUUUUUUAAAAAAGAAAGCAACUGCUUCAAGAGCAGCAGGAAGAAUCUGUUAGGCUGCAGCAAAGCAAAGAAACGCUGCUGCUGCAAAAGACUUACACAGGCUGAGCAGGCUGCUUAUACACAGUGCACAGGACCAAAAUGAUUAAAAACAAAACAAAACUGCAGCUGCCCACUGGUAUGGAUGGGCCAGACUAAAACAUUUUAAGGCCAUUGGGUUUUGGGGGGGGGCAGAUUUAGGCUCCAUUUCUAUAUGCUCUUAACCUGAGAGCAAAUGCCAUUGAACUCAGUCGGCCUUACUUCUGAGUAGAUUUGCAGAGGAUUGCACUCUUAAGCACACGUUCCGUUCUCCAGUUGAAAUCAACAAGUGCUCAACUUAUGACUGGAUUGUGCUCCAUGUUCUUUCUUGCUGUCUCAGACUUAGAGAAGGUUAUAAGUGUGUAGUAGGCAGAAAGCCAAGAUGGUACUACAAAUGUUGUGUUAUCUGAAGGUUCUGGGUUUCAGAAAUACCAGUUGGAACACCCACCCCCUCCCUGGUCUUGGUAAAUGUUCACAUAGCUUAUCCAGCUGUGGACAAGUAUUGGAUUGAAAACAAUUAUUGCAGCAUUUUUUAUAUUGCUUUGGUUUCCACAUUAUAUGUGUUUCAUUAUAUUAGCUUUUUCAGGCUUCAUUUUUGGAAGGAAAAGUGGAUGCAAACAUUAAAUGAAAUGAGAAUGAGAUUCUGCAGGUUUUCUACACUUGCAUUGGAUUGUGGAGUACAGACAACUCUGCAUAUUACCGGAUUUCCGCCCCACCCCCACCCCCAAUACAAGGCUUUUCAUAGUAUUUUCAGCCCUCUAUAAAGAAAAUAAUACUUGACCAUUUAUUUUCUUAUCCCACUAGCUAUAGUUAUUUUGUAUGCCAUCAACUCAAGGUAGGCUGUUUCUUCUGAAAACACUGGUAGCAAUAGGACUGGUUGGGGAUGGCUCAUCUUUAACCUAUGUAGCUGCCUCAGGUUUGUGGAGAUGUGCUACAGUCUCAAACCUAUAUUAAUAGGAUGUCAAAGAUCCUUUGUUCAUUAUGAUGUAACCAGUAUAGUUCUGUAUAGUGUGAAAUCAGAAGGCAUGCCUUGUGUAAUUUAUAGGAGGAGUGUUCCUGCCUUGACACCUGAGCCAGAAGCUGGUCCAGCCCCUGUGCCCGACCUGUUGGGGAGCAUCCUGACUGGACAGAGCCUCCUUAUGAUGAGUGGUUCUGAUGUCGUCAUUAAUAGAGAUGGAUCGUUGACAGCAAAGAAAGCAGGUAAUGCUUAGUUAGACUGAUCUGAAGUUUGUUAGCAUGUUAUGCACACAAGCACUUUCUAAUCCUUGCAAACAGCAGGCAAGCAAAUGCCAUGUUGCAGCCUGUAAUAGUAUGUCUUGAAUUGGUAGCCAGAGUUAUUCAUAGAGGAUCAUAGAAUCAUAGAGUUGGAAGGGACCCUGAGGAUUAUCUAGUCCAACCUCCUGCACUACAGGAAUAUGCAACUGUCCCUUACGGUGAUCGAACCUGCAACCUUUGCAUUAUCAGCAGCACACUCUAACCAACUGAGCUACAAAAUCAGUACAUAUCAGUAUUUUGUUUAUUUGUCAAAGCAUAGCAAUAGAAGAGAACAGUAUAGGACUAUUGACAUUGUACUGCUGUUGUGCUUUCUAGAAUGUAUCACAUUAAUCUGAAUUUCAUAAAAUAGACCAAUUGAUUGCCCACAUUUGAUUUGGUAAGCAAUAUAUGUAAGUGAUCAGAGGUUAUACGGAAUUAAUAUGAGAGAGCUUAGGGUGCAAUGACCAACCCUUUUAUUUUUUAAGUGUUGACACUUGGAGGUGUAACUUACUGUCAUACUGGAAGUUGUGCUAGCAGGCACAGCUGACAGUUCACUUGCAUGGUGUUAAUUAGUUGCUAAAACCCCAAUUCUGUUGUCCCGUGUUAACUUCAUAUUAAAAUUAUGGGAUGUUAUUGUCGGUAUAGAAUAGUACAAGCAAAUGAGUGGGAAAACUUUCAUGGGUUUUUCUCGUGUCUCUUUCAGUCUCAUUGCUGCAUGACAAUUCAGCAAGCAAUUCAAGAGUGGAGGAAGGCUUGGAGGACAGUGCCCAGCAGGGGGCUUCCCAACUGGGGACUCCAGUUAGUGGCGGCUCUGCUGCUGAAUCUUUGGUUUCUUCACAACUGAAUUUGAACUCCAAAUCUGCUGUCUCAAAUACUUGCGCCUUGUCCUCUUCUUCACUAAGCCUAGCAAACAAAGCAGUGAAUCCAUUGCAGAUUACAUCUGGAAGGGCUCCCAUUAGAUUUGAAUACUCAAUGACUCCAAGGUCUGUUCAGGCUCAGAGUUUAGCAAAUCUGAAUAGAUGUGGCCCCAAACUGGGUGAAGUAUUCAGAUUUAAUGGAGGCUCUAAACUGCCUGGGGCUCCUCUUUCUGUAUCUUCUAAAUUAUUGUCCAAUAACUCGAGUUCACUCUCAAAACCCGUACCUGUGCGGCAGCCUCUGAAAUUGUCCCCUAAAAGGCUUGAUAUCUCUGAACUCCCCAGGAUACCAAAGAUUAAAAAGGAAUCGACUAGUGGACAUUUGGGAUUGCAGCCGGCCAGUGACCGAAACAGUGGUAUUCCCAGCUCCUGUGUAACACAGUUGACUGGCAAAGGGAGUACAAACCAACCAGCUGGUGAUAGUAAAAUGGAGAGCGGCAAGUCGCAUGCUCCUCAGAGACAAGCGCACACAAGUGGAGGCUCUGCUGCUGCCCAUGCCAGUUGCACCUUUCCUCCUUCAAGGGGGAACGUUGGAAGCUCAUCAUUUGAGAGCUUUAAAAUCAACAUCCCUGGAAAUGUGGGACAUUCCAGCAGACUGUCUAAUCCUGGGUUUUGCAAUACUUUCCGGCCUGUGGACAAUAAAGUACAGCAAAAGGAGAAUCCGUCGCCCCUCUUUUCGCUGAAAAAGACUAAACCAGUCAAAAGUGAAAUAUAUGAUCCUUUUGAUCCAACAGGCUCUGAUUCAAGCUCAACAAAUAGCAGUCCGGAAAGAUUGCCCCUUGCUAAUAUCACCAGAACAAUAUCCAUAGCGAGUCCAAAAGUCCAGACAUUCCAAACAGUGCGCCGCAUUACCCCUUACACACUGGAAAAUGUAUUUGGAUCAGGGGCCGAAUCAUCAGAUGUGCCAUCAAGUAACACAGAGUCUCAUGACGAUAUGAUAAAGGAGAGGCUUGUGGAGCAGGUAUCUGAUGCAGAACAAGAGAAAGCUGAGGAGGAGGAAUUGUCAAGUCUACCCUGUACAUCCUCUGCCAUCAAGCAAGUCACAGAUGUAGAGCACUUAAAUGAGGAGGAUGAGAAUGGUCCUAGGGUAGUUUUUGAAGAUGACCUAGGUAAGGCUAGAACGAAAAUUGAGGCGGACAGUUCCGUAAGAGAAAACAGUCUACAGAUAUUACCCAAAAAUGAGCAAACAGAAAAGCGAUCUUUUUCAAGAUCCCCAUCAAAUUCCAGUUCUCGAAGCCAGAACACAUUAAAAAGAAAAAAGGCAGCUACAAAAGACUACAAAAGCACACGAUCAAGAUCUAGAUCAAGAACGUGUUCAAGAGAUAGAAGCUCCAGAUCUACUUCUCGCUCCAUUGAAGAAAAAUACAGCAAAAGCCACAGGACUAAAUCAAAGACUCGGCAUUCCUCAAGUGACCGCUCCAGUAGUUAUGAGCGAUUGAAGAAAAAGAAAGCAAAGGAUAAGACGAAAGACAAAAGGGCAAAAAGCUCCUGGGCAAAAGAACACAAGAGAUCUAGAUCACGAUCUGGUAGUCCAGGCAACUCUUCUUUUGAGUUGUAUGAAAGUCGGAAAAAGAAAAAGCACUCUGCCACUAGAGGAAGGGGGAGGGAAUGUUCCCCAUCAAACAGUGCUGAGAGAAUGAAGAAAAAGAAGCACAGAAGAGAGCGAAGCCAUGACAGGUACAAGAAGGAGAGAACCUCAAGGUCCCGAGAGAGAAAGAGAUCUAGAUCUAGAUCCCGGGAGAAGCGAAAGAGGAGAUCAAGGUCAUCCUCGCCAUCAAGACCCCGGGAGUCCAAAGGGCCUAAGUCUAGGGAGAAACAACUGCAACCUAGGUCAUGCUCCAAAGAAAGGAAACAUAAGCCGAAAGAGAUGCCACUGCUACCUCUUCAAGAGAAGGACCAGAAAGGCCAGAAAUCCUCAGAUGAUAACCUGGGCAGUUCUCUUGAUCAUGCUCCUCCUUGGACCCAAGACUUGGAAGAUUCAACACAAGAAUCAUUGAAUGUUUAUCUAGACCUGAUGCCUGUACAGGAGAGCCCUCCAAAAGAGAUAGCAAUGAAAGUUGAUUUAGAAGAGACCAUUGUAAAGGAGCAAAUCUGCAAGAAACUUGUAACUGUAAUAACUUCUCAGGCAGAGUGUGCAAGUUCCGGAGUGCUACCUGACACUAUAGAUUCUUCCACUGGGAAGGAAUUGGCAGCAGGCUACGAGUCACCAGGACUUGCUAGCCAAAGUAGUGAGCAACUGGAAGAAACUGAACUUAGAAACGAAGAUAUUGAUGAUGUGUGCCCAUUUUUAUCAGACUGUCUUCCAGUGAAAGAGGAACUUGUACAGGAGCAUGAUGAGCCAAUGCCAAUUAAAGUUUUGCCUGAAAUCAAAACGCCAACAGAGACUAAAGGUGGGGGCCUUACAUUGGGUGAGAAUGCCACUGAUGUAAAUAAACAUGAACCGGAAGCAGUAGCUCAAGGUCCUGUGUUGAAAUCUAAAGCACCAGUGAAAAGAGUUACGUGGAAUCUUCAAGAGGAAGAAAGUGAUGCAGUGACUGCAGACAAAGCAGCAAGUAAGUGCAUGGUAAAUCUUCAAAAUGGCAAAAGUCGAUGCUAUGGGGAUAGGAGCUGCUUUUCUCAUUAGAAGUGAGACGGAAUGUAGUUGUUUGUCAUGGUUCAAGGUUGGAUUGGUCCCACUAAAUGGGGGCCUCAGGUUAUGUUAAAAAUAAGGGGUGCAGUUUCGCUGUAGUUUGGCACUUACGUUAGUGAGUAUUCACCUUGCAUGCGUUCUCCUUGCUUCAUGUCCUCUGACAUUGCCUUUUCUUGGUGGCAAUCCAGUUUGCCAUUACCUCUAACCUGGCAAACUGGUUUUCUUUUUCCCAGAAAGCAGAAUUCCAAAGCAAGAUUUUUUUUUCUUGGUUUGGAGAGGAAGCUUAAACUAUGGUUUUCCAUUUCUGAUGUAAUAGCAGACAAUGCUUGUUUUUGUUAAGUAAGCCAUGGAGUUCUCUCUAGCAUAUAUGCAUGCGUGCUUAAGCAGUGUUUAGUACUGCAAGGAAUUCUUUAAAACUUUCCAAAACAGCUAGAGUUAUUUAAAGAGAGACUUGAUUCCUCCUGUUACACUUGUUACAUGUGUAGUUUGAAGAGUAUAACAUGGGUAUGUGCAUCAUAAAAACAUAACUAACUCAUAAACAAGCAUAACUCUUCCACCCUCAUCCUGGAUCACAGUUCAUAAACUAAAUGUCUGUGCCACUUUUAAUGAGCUUUAAGCUAUGAAUUCAGCUUUGCUAGGUAUUUCUAGGAACUUAGAGAUGUGUUUGUGCUUGCAGACUAAAAUCUCAUUUUAAGAAGUUGGGGAAGCUUGUUAAACCAUCUGUACUGAAUUCUUCUGAGGUUGUCAUGAAGUUUGAUAACUUGAAGUGUUUUUAUUUGCUGUGAUCAUCUAGAUGUUUUGUUCUGAUAUGCUUUUCUUCCUGGGGAUCUUUCAGGGGUGCCAUUCUGCAAACAGCAGAGAACGAAAGAAGGGGUCUGGAAAGCAGAGGAUUUGACCCAGACAUUAAAUCAGGUGCAGUUAACUGAGCCUCCUCCAACCAAUUAUAUGAUUCCUGAGCCUAUGUUUCCUGAUCUAGAUUCCUCCCAGGUUGGUUCCCACGCCUUAAGACAAGUGUCAUGGGAGGCCAUUCCACUCCAUCUGUAAACUUGUGCCCCCAACUUGACUUCAUUGUGGAACAGUCUUCUUCCUCCCCCCCCCCCACCCACAUGUAGUACAUUUCAUUCAGCCCAUGUACUGCAAUAAUUUAUCUGACUUUGAAACUGUGUCCUGCUGCUUUGCAAUGGGCUUGUUACUUCUAAUUUCCAAUAGCUUAUUAAAUAUGUGUGUGGGGGGGGGGUUAGACAUCUUAAAAUCAGCUAUUAGACUGCAUACAAAAAUGCUUAUUGAAUACCACCCACUGCUCACCAGUGGGGCUGAUGUGAGCCCAGUAUUAUCUUAAUAUAUUACCCUCCUUUCCCCCUAAGAUCCCAGGAUAGGUUACAACAAUUUAAAACAAACUUUUCCCUUUUAGAAUAAGCAGAAAGUAGUAUACGUGUCCCUUUAAAUGAAAGCUGUUCUUGUAAUCCCUAUGGAUCAUAUCCCCACCCUCAUUUGUUCAGAACAUACGAAUAGUCUGAUGGAUCAGGCCAGUGUUCCAGUGAGUACAGCAUCCUUUUCUCCCGGUAGCCAGCCAGGGAAGCCUAAAAACAGGACCUGCCCCACCAGUAUUGUCCUCGCCUGUGAUUCCUGGCAACUGGUAUUCAGUGGCAUUCAGAAGUAGAGAACAUGUUGUGAUAUGAGAAGUGGUCUGUGAUCCUUUUCUUUUCUUUUCAGGUUUACAACCAAAACCUGCCUCUGACAGCACCACUGCCCUCGAGUCUGCCCCCCUAUGCGCCUGUUAGUCAGCCCACCGUCCAGUUCAUCAUGCAGGGGAGUCUCCCUCUGCUUAGCUGUGUGGCGGGACAAGGAUUGACUCCGGAGCCUGGCAAUCUGGCAACAGCUUCAGAACCAGGAAUUCAGGCAGCUUCCACAGGAGAUACAGAGGAGAAAGUCAAAGCACCUAAGUCCCCUGUGGAUAAAUCAAAAAAUGAGGAGGUGAGUGGAGGUAGAUGGCUCGCUAAGAUGAUGAAGUUGAACUCAUGGGCAAAACCCAAAUGGAGCAGCACACUCGCACAACAGCCAUUGCGCUCGUGGGAGCCCCAUUCUUAGCACAGCACAACAGCCAAGUCCAGUGCCUGUCUUAGUGCAACUACUAUUCUACUUGGUGACAUUUAAGCUUUGUUUACUACCUCUUGUGCUACUGCUUGCACAACAUCAACUCUCAAACUGCAUAGGAUCUCUCCCAUAAAAUCUAAGAAUUCUCCUGCUGCAUCAGACCGUCUAGUCUUUCAGAACAGUCAACAGAUGCUUCACAGAGAGAGCUAUCCCCAACCCUUGGUUGCUAGAAGUAAAUCACCACUGAGCAUUUAACUAUUUUGGUGAAUCAUUAAACUAUUUUGUUGAUAGACCUGUCCUUUAUGAAUGUGUCUGAUGCUUUUUAGAUACACCUAAGACACUGGUUCAGCUAGUGGGUCCUAGCCGGAUCCUAGGUGGGUUGCAACAGGAGCACUAUGAACAUCAAGAAAUUGGUCCCCAAAUGUAUUGUUUCGGUUAAAAGUGGGUUCUGGAUUUGAAAAGGUUGAAGAUACCUGGUCUAAGCUAUUCACAGUCACUGUAAUUUGUAGCAAGGCAUUUAGUAAAUUAACAGUGCGGUUCAUUAAUAAGCUUUCCCUGAACCUAUUGUACUUCCUGAGGAGACCUGAAAUAAUACAAUGUCUGCAUAUCCCACUUGAUCCCCACCCCCCAUUUCAUCACAACUAGGACUGCCACAGGGGAAGCAGCAUAUCUUCCUCCUGUAAUUUAAAAACCACUGCUCUGAUAACUUAGUUUGAAAACCCUACUUGCGGCAGCUUUUUGGUUAACUGAUUUUUUUUGUCCUUUAUAGUACAUGAAGAAACUUCACAUGCAAGAGAGGGCUGUGGAAGAAGUGAAACUUGCAAUUAAGCCCUUUUACCAGAAGAGGGAAAUCACUAAGGAGGAAUACAAAGAUAUUCUUCGGAAGGCGGUGCAAAAGGUAACGAGAGGGAAUAUCUUAUUUUAAACUUAGGCAAAUGGCUGUGAAAAGCCCCAUUUAAGUCACGCUCUGUAAACUGAAUAUUAGCUGCUGGCACAAGACUUUCCUGCUCUUUCAGGUAGUGUAUUUGAAGUCGAAAAAUGCAGGGUGCUUUAAUGCUAGGUUCACAGAAACUAACUCAAUCCCCUUUUACCAUUCCUAGAUCUGCCACAGCAAAAGUGGUGAAAUUAACCCAGUGAAGGUGGCUAAUCUUGUGAAGGCUUAUGUUGAGAAGUACAAACAUAUAAGGAAACACAAGAAGGCUGACCCUGAAGAAGAGCCCCUUGAAACAGGGAACUGA